UCUGAGUAAAAAAACAGAUCCUGGAAAAACCUGGGAAAAAUAAAGUCGGAAAAAGCAAAACAGUUUUAACAAGGUUUCAUUCCCUUAUUACACAGUUUGUUGGAUUUGAUUCCCUCAGGGGGUAUUACACUUGUACACCUUGUUUGUACCAACACAAUAAGCAAGAACGCCGUUGAAAUUCUCCUGAAAAAACCCGUAGGAAUAUAUACACAAAUAAGCGUAAGAAUACAAAGGAAAGGGUAGAUAUUGCUGCCAAGACUGAUCAGAUAUGGGAUGCAGAAAAGGAGGACUUGCAGAGGAAGAAAACGCCGCCGCCGCCGCCGCCGUGUCGGAGGUUUUGCUGUUCACCACCAUGUGCAUCAUUGGCCUCCCGGUGGAUGUCCAUGUGAAGGAUGGCUCAAUUUAUUCCGGCAUAUUCCACACGGCCUGUGUAGAGGACAGCUAUGCUAUUGUAUUGAAGAAAGCAAUGAUGGUCAAGAAGGGGACUCGGAAAGCGAAUGUAACUAGUGGAAGUGUGAUUGAUACGCUCGUUAUUCUAUCUGAAGAUCUCGCUCAAAUUGUUGCUAAGGGAAUUACACUUCCAGCUGAUGGUAUUCCUGGAUAUGUGAAGGGCGACGAUGGAGGAGCCAUAGCUGACGAUAUUCCUUCCAAUGAGGGUGCAGAGAGGGAGGCAAAGUCUGCAAAGCCUAAUGAGUCCAGCACAGAUGUGCUAUUGCCCAAUAGAAAAAAAGAUGCUCAAGACAGCAUGAAGGAUAGACCAACAGAUAAUGGAGAGAGCCAUGUGUUUCAACAAGGGAAAAUUCCACUUGAAGCUCGAGGCUCAAAUCCACAUUUGAAUGUGUGUGAAACUCAAUCAAAUGCUGUGGAGAAUAUUAGUGUGAGGCCAACCUUGGAACGGUCACUGGCUAAUGCGUCUCCUGACUUUCCCCUUGUGUCUUUGGUCAAACUUGAUCAGAACUUCGAACAGAAGAACAUUCAUGAGCGACGAAGCAUAGAAAAUAGUCAAAGUUCUGCUACUCCUCCAUCUAGUGUUCUGAAAGAUGGUACACCUAUUGCAGGUGUUACCUCUAAGGUGUCCCUCGGUUCAUCAUUUGUGCAAACUGAUCUAGUGCCCCCACGAAAUUCAAGCUGUAAUAAAGCUGCAAAGGAGUCUAAGCUCAACCCAGGGGCCAAGAUAUUUCGUCCUUCCCUUGGUCACCAUAGAGCAGUUAACCCUCCUACAGUGCCAACAAUGGCUUAUGCACCUGACUCCUGUCCCGUGUUACCUGUUGCUACUCCUGAACCCGAAGUUGAAAUAAGUCCAUUUGUUCCUCGAUCUUCUGUACCUAUUAAGUUUGUCCAAUGUAACAAUAUGGUAGCAGGAAAUGGCAAUAUCGAUGUACAGUAUUCCCAACCUGCAAUGGGAUAUGUGGGGAACCGGACAGCACCAACUAGGUAUGCUAGUCAGUAUCAUCAACUUCAGACUGGGACUGGAUAUGUUCAUCCAAACUCGGAAAAUGUCAUGGUUGGACGACUGGGACCAGUUCUUUAUGUGCAUCCUGUUUCUCAUGGUAUUAUGCAGAGUGGAUCAGCGUUCUCCCAAGUAUCCUCGUGUCCUUUGUUGAAUCCGCAUCAGGCUCAUCUUCCUAAGCAUCAAGGGAAUGCAACCACGCAAACAUUGCCCGUGUGUAUGACUCCCCCUUUCAUCGCUGGUGCGCAGCAAACAUACACAAUCCCGAGUCAGAUUCCUAUUUCACAUCCUUCUUUCCCUGUUCUGCGACCGAUGCAAGUUCCGGGGUCCAACGGUUUUUUCAGCCCUAAAUUCGCGUGAUGCCAUCCAGCCAGCAUCACCGGCGGCAACGAUUCUUCUUUCGUUCUCUGAGUUCCAGCAAGUUUUGGCUUUUUAUUUAUAUCGUUACAUGUUAUACCUUAUUCAUUUUUACUGCAUAUGAGAGCAGGUUAUUCUUUCAUAUAAACUGGAUAUUGUAAAUUGAGUUUUGGCAGGCGAAACUGUUAGUUUUCAAUUUUCAAGCAUAGGAAGAUUCUUAGUUGUGAGAGUUUUGGUUUCAGUUUUGAAAUGCAUAGAAAGCAUCAUACGUUGUUUUUUCCUUUGACAUGCUAAAUGUCAGCAAAUACAGAUGCUGUUGUUUCC
This is a messenger RNA of Ipomoea triloba (trilobed morning glory), 2131 nucleotides long. RefSeq lists its product as uncharacterized. Bases 269 to 1810 code for a protein of 513 amino acids. Gene Ontology annotation, biological process: cytoplasmic stress granule assembly. The record is from RefSeq and is a predicted model, not a curated record. Gene Ontology annotation, cellular component: cytoplasmic stress granule. NCBI's taxonomy places the organism in Eukaryota, Viridiplantae, Streptophyta, Magnoliopsida, Solanales, Convolvulaceae. Gene Ontology annotation, molecular function: RNA binding. The transcript is spliced from 11 exons.